AUGGGCGUGGGACAGCCGUGCAGGCUCCUGGGCGGCGAAUGGGAGGAGAGGGCCCUGGGCCCAGCUCAGCCUGUAUUUGUCCUGGAUCCCCAGGAGCAGGUACUGGCCCAGCUGCCCUUCCCUCCCGGGGACCGUGUGACCUUCAAUGGGAAGGAAUGCAUGUGCCAGAAGUGCUCCCUGCCCGUGUCGGUGGGCAGCAGCACACACCUGUCCCAGGGCCUCCGAAGUUGUGGGGGCUGCGGCACAGAAAUCAAGAACGGCCAGGCCCUGGUAGCCUUGGACAAGCACUGGCACUUGGGCUGUUUUAAGUGCAAGAGCUGUGGGAAGCUCCUGAACGCCGAGUACAUCAGCAAGGACGGCCUGCCCUACUGUGAAGCUGACUACCACGCCAAGUUCGGCAUCCGCUGUGACAGAUGUGAGAAAUACAUCACGGGGCGUGUGCUGGAGGCCGGGGAGAAGCACUAUCACCCUUCCUGCGCGCUAUGUGUCAGGUGCGGCCAGAUGUUUGCAGAAGGCGAAGAGAUGUAUCUUCAAGGUUCCUCCAUCUGGCACCCGGCGUGUCGACAAGCAGCCAGAACUGAAGACAGAAACAAGGUUGGUGGCAUGGACUGGUGUCUCUGA
Messenger RNA from Piliocolobus tephrosceles (Ugandan red Colobus), 621 nucleotides. Its product is annotated as actin-binding LIM protein 2-like. The coding region runs from base 1 to 621 and encodes 206 amino acids. The transcript has 6 exons. Gene Ontology annotation, molecular function: actin filament binding. The record is from RefSeq and is a predicted model, not a curated record. Lineage: Eukaryota; Metazoa; Chordata; Mammalia; Primates; Cercopithecidae. Gene Ontology annotation, cellular component: actin cytoskeleton. Gene Ontology annotation, biological process: lamellipodium assembly.